This is a messenger RNA of Aspergillus ruber CBS 135680, 1308 nucleotides long. RefSeq names its product NAD(P)/FAD-dependent oxidoreductase. Gene Ontology annotation, molecular function: saccharopine oxidase activity; flavin adenine dinucleotide binding; sarcosine oxidase activity. The transcript has 7 exons. The record is from RefSeq and is a predicted model, not a curated record. The coding region runs from base 1 to 1308 and encodes 435 amino acids. Lineage: Eukaryota; Fungi; Ascomycota; Eurotiomycetes; Eurotiales; Aspergillaceae.
AUGGCAACUUCGCGUGCAAACACAAGAAUUAUUGUUGUCGGCGGGGCCGGCACAAUGGGUUCGUCAACCGCACUCCAUCUAAUUCGCUCUGGAUAUACUCCCUCGUAUAUCACCGUUCUCGAUGUCUAUCCAAUUCCCUCUACCCAGUCUGCUGGUUACGAUAUCAACAAGAUCAUGAGCAUCCGAUUGCGAAAUACAUCUGAUCUUCAGCUUUCACUAGAGGCUCUAGAUAUGUGGAAGAACGACCAACUGUUCAAACCUUUCUUCCAUAACGUUGGCAUGAUUGACUGUUCAUCCUCGAAAAAGGGCAUCGCAAACCUUCACCGGAAACACCAGUCUCUUAUCGACGCAGGUGUUGGGCUAGAGAAGACAAAUACCUGGCUAGACAGUGAGGACGAGAUCCUAGCGAGAGUGCCACCGUUUAUGCGGGAACAAACCAAGGGAUGGAAAGGCUUGUUCUGCGGCGAUGGAGGUUGGCUCGCCGCAGCCAAGGCUAUCAAUGCAGUAGGCCAAUUUCUCCAGAACCAAGGGGUCAAUUUUGGAUUUGGCGACGCUGGAACUUUUAAGCAACCUCUUUUCUACGAGGAUGGGACGACGUGCAAUGGCGUCGAGGCCAUGGACGGGACAAGAUACUAUGCUGAUAAGAUUGUUCUGGCUGCUGGCGCUUGGAGCUCAACACUAGUGGAUCUGGAAGACCAAUGCGUUUCUAAAGCUUGGGUCUUCGCGCAUAUUCAACUCACGCCCGAAGAGGCAGCCUCAUAUGAGAACGUGCCUGUAGUAUACGACGGUGAAUAUGGCUUCUUUUUUGAGCCGAAUGAGUACGGAGUCAUUAAGGUCUGUGAUGAAUUCCCGGGAUUUUCUCGCUUUAAAUCGCAUCGACCAUUCGGCUCCGCCUCUCCCAAGCUCAUCUCCAUUCCUCGAUCACACGCCAAACAUCCCACAGAUACCUAUCCAGAUGCGUCGGAAACGAGCAUUCGAAAAGCAAUCAGCAGGUUCAUGCCACAAUUCAAGGAUAGGGAACUUUUCAACCGAGCCAUGUGCUGGUGCACAGACACUGCUGAUGCCAAUCUUUUGGUCUGCGAGCACCCACGGUGGAAGAACUUCAUCAUCGCCACAGGAGAUAGCGGCCACAUGUUUAAGCUUCUACCGAACAUUGGUAAGCACGUCGUUGAGCUUAUAGAGGGAUCUUUGGCAGACGACCUGGCCGAUACGUGGAGAUGGAGGCCCGGCGGUGACGCCCUCAAGUCGACGCGUGGAAGCCCAGCGAAGGACCUUGCGGACAUGCCCGGCUGGAAGCAUAAUACAUGA